This is a messenger RNA of Seminavis robusta, 1221 nucleotides long. NCBI's taxonomy places the organism in Eukaryota, Bacillariophyta, Bacillariophyceae, Naviculales, Naviculaceae. The record is from the annotation of a GenBank genome assembly.
UCCAACAGCACCAUGACGAGCAGGGGUCGCUAUUAAUAUUAGCUAGCUAGCAAGAACAGAUGGUGACUACGCAAGUAGUGCAUUGCUCAUGUUUUCAAUUUCCCUGACCCACCUCGCCAUUUGUUUUUGCGAAGAUUUCACAGCUGUAUGAGUCAUACGAUUUAGCAAAGAGCGACUGGAUUAAAUAAAUUUUACCAAUGUAUAAGGGGGGUUAGAGUAUGGGAAUUAUCUACUGAGUGUAGACAAUAGCCACACAGAAUACCAUUGCAUGCAUGCAUGCAAAGCAUGCCUACCGGUAGCUUUAUGAGUCUGGCUAUAAUCUGUUGUGCUUUGCCGCCAGCAUUAUAGUCGCAUUCAUCAAAUCAAGUCCCUUCCACUCUCCAAAGUAGACUAUGUUGGUGUUAUCUAGUACUAGAGUAGUAUCUACAAUGCAUGGGGGUGGUUUCGGAGUUACCUCUAUGAUCGCUUGAUCUUGAGAAUGACAAUUGGAUGGUACGAGAUAGUGCUAAAAGAUCUUCCGCCGGGUUCGACGCUUCUCGACGUCGGAAUCGGCACGGCAGGAGCUCUUAUUGCUUGUGAAUCGCUGCUUCGAGCUAAACGAUUGCGGGUGGUGGGAAUGGACUACGAUGAUCAAUACAUUCGUCAGGCAGAAAUUGCCAUCCAAAAGGCCGAUUUGACGGAUUGCAUUCAAGUGGUGGCAAUGGACUUGUACGAUUUGCAAACAGAAAAAGGAAAAUUACCGCCCAAGCUACUGCCACCACUCUCCGAUGCACGUGGUUCCAAUGACAGACUCUUUGAUGCCGUCUAUUUCUCGGGAUCCUUCUCACUCCUCCCCGACUGGACAGCGGCUUUGAUGAUUGCAGCUUCUGCGUUGAGCCCAAGUGAUGGCAAAAUCUACAUUACGCAAACCUACCAAAAGCAAUCAUCCUGGUUCUGGAGCUGGUGGAAACCUUGGCUCCGAUAUAUCACCACCAUCGAUUUUGGACAGUUGGUGACGGCCAAUCGCAUUCAAGAGUUCUAUCGGGAUCAUGCCAACGGCAAUGGAUGGAAUCUCUUGUGGCACGAAAAGAUCCCAGGGAACGUGGAUAAUCCCUGGCAAGCCGCGUAUGGGACAUGCCUGCAAGUUAAUUGAUUGAUGGAUAGAUGGAUUCUCUCUCGACAAUGACGGUAGCUCUAGCUAGCCAGACAGAUAAGUAUCGGUAUAGAACAAAGGUCACGUUU